Molecule: messenger RNA, 1763 nt
Organism: Chondrus crispus (carragheen)
Lineage: Eukaryota; Rhodophyta; Florideophyceae; Gigartinales; Gigartinaceae
Product: 26S proteasome ATP-dependent regulatory subunit
Exons: 4
Coding region: 91-1302 (403 amino acids)
Biological process (GO): positive regulation of RNA polymerase II transcription preinitiation complex assembly
Cellular component (GO): cytosolic proteasome complex; proteasome regulatory particle, base subcomplex
Molecular function (GO): ATP hydrolysis activity; ATP binding; proteasome-activating activity
Source: RefSeq, a predicted model, not a curated record
GAAAACAUCCCCAUCAGCGGUCAAUUCCCCAGAUCUGCGUGUUUCACACGACAAGGUUCGCACAUCCGCGUCUCCUCACAUUGACUUCCAAUGGAGACCGAUGCGCUGGCUCCCAAUGUCGACGAGGCCAGGCAGAACGCUUUGCGCGAUUAUCGUCGCGUGCUCUUGAAGCACAAGGAAACCGAUGCGAAGCUGAAAACACUGCGAGGCGAGGUGGAAGGGAAGCAGAAAGCCCUUGACAAAACCGAGGAUGACCUCAAGGCAUUACAGAGCGUCGGCCAGAUUAUCGGCGAGGUGUUGCGUCAACUUGAUUCUGAGCGCUUCAUCGUAAAGGCUUCCUCCGGUCCUCGAUAUGUGGUUGGAUGCCGAAACAAGCUCGACAAGGAGAAAAUGGUACAGGGAACCCGCGUUUCUCUUGACAUGACGACACUCACCAUUAUGCGCCAGCUUCCUCGUGAGGUUGAUCCGCUUGUGCAUAACAUGCUUGCGGAAGAUCCUGGAAGCAUAAAGUACAACGAGAUCGGUGGCCUAGGGGAACAAAUUCGCCAAUUGCGGGAGGUCGUCGAGUUGCCUCUUACAAACCCAGAGCUGUUUCAAAGAGUGGGUAUCAAGGCACCCAAGGGAGUCUUGCUAUACGGUCCCCCGGGAACGGGUAAGACGCUUCUUGCAAGAGCUAUAUCAGCAAAUCUUGACGCUGCGUUUUUAAAGGUUGUCGCAUCAGCCAUUGUGGAUAAGUACAUCGGAGAAAGUGCGAGGGUUAUCCGAGAGAUGUUCAACUACGCCCGCGAUCACCAACCAUGCAUUAUUUUUAUGGAUGAGAUCGAUGCCAUCGGGGGUCGCCGAUUCUCGGAGGGUACCUCAGCGGAUCGUGAAAUCCAAAGAACUCUUAUGGAGCUACUCAAUCAGCUGGAUGGAUUCGAUGAACUGGGCAAGGUCAAACUCAUCAUGGCGACUAAUCGCCCUGACGUUCUGGACCCUGCGCUGCUGCGACCGGGUCGGUUAGAUAGGAAAAUGGAGAUUCCUUUGCCGAAUGAGCAAGGACGUCUCGAUAUUCUGAAGAUCCAUGCAAGCAAGCUUACAAAGCACGGCGACAUUGAUUAUGAAGCCGUAGUGAAGCUGUCAGAUGGGUUCAACGGGGCCGAUUUGCGAAAUAUUUGCACGGAGGCAGGUUUGUUUGCAAUUCGUGACGAAAGGGAAUAUGUCAUCCACGAAGACUUCAUGAAAGGUGUUCGAAAGCUGGCGGACAAGAAGCAGUUGGAAGGCAAGCUCGAAUAUUCUAAGAAUUUCGGCGGCAAUAAGUAAACACUUAUAUGUAAAAUAUGAAAUUGUGGCUACGUUGCCAAGUGUCAAAAGUAAGUCAGGGAUGGGUAACGGUAAAUGCUGUGGAUGGCUCGUUGGUAUUUACAUGUCGUCUUGCGAAUGAACCUAUGAUCACGUUGCCCAUGGUAGCGAUCAGCUUGUAAUCACGACGCGGUCUUUUUCAUUUAGUACGGUGCCUGUUCGGGAACCUCAGAAUCCGAACCCUUCUUCGGAAAUGUGAGGCGAUUCUUCGCUGCAUGAAACAGGAAGUUUUCCGUGUCUCGAGGAGAAGUUGUUCCCCCAAGAGCAGUGACUGUGUCCAAGGCACGGUCCUUCUCAGUUGCAUCCUUAGUGAAGGCAUCAUGGUACAAAGCCAUAUACACAUGAGAGGUAACAUCGUCUUUCUCGUCAGCCUUGAUGGCAUCCGAAAGCUCUUGUUCUGCAACUGAGACGUCGCCAUAAAU